AUUCGCUCUCGCAUCACGGUGUGUAAACGCUUGAAACUGAAAUGUGACAGGCGGACGCCUUGUGGAUCGUGCGUGAAGCGCGACACCGUCCAUAGAUGUUUAUACUCUGCCGCAGCGGCAGAAAAGAUAGACGUACAAUCGUUGCACAACCGUCUUCAACUCGUUGAAUCUCAAGUAGCCCAAAUAGCCGCCGGU
Messenger RNA from Heterobasidion irregulare TC 32-1, 195 nucleotides. RefSeq lists its product as uncharacterized. The record is from RefSeq and is a predicted model, not a curated record. Gene Ontology annotation, cellular component: nucleus. Gene Ontology annotation, molecular function: zinc ion binding; DNA-binding transcription activator activity, RNA polymerase II-specific; RNA polymerase II cis-regulatory region sequence-specific DNA binding. Gene Ontology annotation, biological process: regulation of transcription by RNA polymerase II. The transcript is spliced from 3 exons. The annotation marks the transcript as partial. NCBI's taxonomy places the organism in Eukaryota, Fungi, Basidiomycota, Agaricomycetes, Russulales, Bondarzewiaceae.